Molecule: messenger RNA, 2054 nt
Organism: Vigna unguiculata (cowpea)
Lineage: Eukaryota; Viridiplantae; Streptophyta; Magnoliopsida; Fabales; Fabaceae
Product: UDP-glycosyltransferase 73C3 pseudogene
Source: RefSeq, a predicted model, not a curated record
GAGGCGACGAAAACCAGGUGGAAAUUUCUUGUCCAAAUCACGUGAAUGAAAAACACCAAACUCUUUCACCGUUGCGUUUUGGAAAGUAACAAGUGUUAUUUAUGUUCUGUCUAUAAGCACAAAAUCGUGUCUCAAUUUAGGUGGUUCAACUCAGGUCGUGUCCAUCCUUGGAACUCAUACCAUAUGCAUGCCUUACAACGAGUAUUUGGUUAUCAAUAAAAACAAAAUAUGUAAUUGGAUUUGGAUCUGAAAGAGUGAGCAGAGACACAAAAUUCGUUCAUUUCAUAUUAGAUAUUCGGAUUCAUUAAGGACCUAUCCAUUAACACCUAGAUGAACAAAUUGAAUACUCGUUAAGAAAAAGAGUUGGAGAGCAGAGAAAUAACAAGAAUUUUCUCAGAAAGACCCAACACAGAAGCUUGCAAUUAAUGGAUUCAACUCCCCUUUGCAACCUCCACUUUGUGUUCGUCCCAAUAAUGGCCCCGGGUCAUCUUCUUCCCAUGGUGGACAUGGCCAAAAUGUUUGCACGACGCAAAGUGAAAGUGAGUAUAGUCACCACAACCCUCAACUCCAUCCACUUCCAAGCUAGCAUAGACAGAGAGAUUCAAUCUGGCUCACCCAUCCAGAUUCUGCAUGUUCCGUUUCCAUGGGCUGAGGCUGGAUUACCAGAGGGGUGUGAGAGCGCAGACGUUGUGCCUUCAAUGGAUCUCCUAUCCAAUUUCACUGUCGCCAUGAACUUGAUGCAGCGACCAAUAGAAGAGCUUCUUCAAAACCAAAGGCCUUUUCCAAGCUGCAUAAUUGCCGACAAAAAUUUCGUGUGUAUGGCUGAUGUUGCUGACAAGUUCAACGUCCCAAGAAUAAUAUUCGAAGCAUCUAAUUGUUUCUAUCUCCUAUGCUGCUACAUUUUGAACAAGGAAAAGGUCCAUGAAGGCUUGUCUUAUGAUGAGAAAUUUCUUGUGCCUGGAAUGCCCCACAGAAUCGAAUUGCGAAGGUCUCAACUCCCCGGGUUAUUCCAUCCUGGCAAAGACUUGAAAUUGCAAGCUUGUCGCGAGGCGACAAGAAAAGCUGCAAAAAAGGCAUAUGGGAUUGUGGUUAAUAGUUUUGAAGAGUUGGAAGCUGAAUAUGUGAAAGAGUAUGAAAGGGUUACGGGGAAUAAGGUAUGGUGUGUUGGACCUGUGUCGCUGUGCAAUAAGGAUUACACGGAGAAGGCUCUGAGAAAUAAGAGAAACUGGAGUGAUGAAGAUAGGUAUGUGAAGUGGCUUGAUUCAUGGCCUGCAAGGUCUGUGAUCUAUGUGUGCCUUGGUAGCCUAAACCGUGCAACUCCUGAGCAAUUGAUAGAAUUAGGGUUAGGAUUGGAAGCAACCAAAAGGCCAUUCAUUUGGGUGCUUAGAGGAGCAUAUGGAAGAGAGGAAAUGGAGAAGUGGCUCUUGGAAGAUGGGUUUGAAGAGAGGGUGAAAGAGAGAGGGAUUCUGAUAAAGGGUUGGGUGCCACAAGUGUUGAUAUUGUCACACAGAGCAAUAGGAGCGUUUUUGACACAUUGUGGAUGGAAUUCAACACUUGAAGGGAUCUGUGCUGGGGUUCCGUUGCUGACUUUUCCUUUGUUUUCUGAGCAGUUUCUGAAUGAGAAGAUUGUUGUACAAGUGGUGGAGAAUGGGGUAAGUUUGGGAGCUGAAUCUGUUGUGCACUUGGGAGAGGAAGAUAAGGCUCGAGUUCAGGUGACAAAAGAAAAUGUUGCAGAUUCUAUUGAGAAGGUAAUGGGUGAAGGCAAAGAAAAACAAGUGUUUAUGGAAAGGGCUAGAAACUAUGCAGACAUGGCAAAGAAAACAGUGGAAGAAGGUGGCUCGUCUUACAAGAAUAUGUCUCUCCUAAUUCAAGACAUAGCAAGUUUCAAAAUGCCUUAGAUGAAAUAUUGAGGUUUUUUUUUAUAAAUUAAAAUAAACUACUUAUGAUAAUUUCCGUAUGUUUGUGAUAAUUACUUUCUUUAUUUGUAUUUUAUGUUCUUUGCGGAAAAAAGAAGUGGAAAGUUUUGGAGAAAAAUUACACACAAAUAUUCUUCA